CGCGCGCUGAACUAACGGUGUUGUGUGAUACGGGCGGAAACAAACCUUCCGGACAGGAUGGAGGUGUGCUGUUUAAAAAUGGCUUCCAGAUGCAGGCCAACCCGACCCAUAAAGGACAUAACGCAGCUCUCGUCGGCAGGAUCCUCACACGACUGCGGUGCCCUGUCGCGGGUCGUAAUGGUCAGAAAAACGGAUCAGCGCGUCAUCAAUCACAAGGGCAGCCAGAAGGAUCCACUGUGUGAGGUGAUUACGAUGGAAACGAUACAGACGUACAAGGGCCACAAACCGGACCGGACGGUGGUGUUUAGGGAGAAGUUCGAUCUCACCGGAAAUGACAUGUCACGCUCACUUUCCACCGGCAAACUUUCCGUCGGUUCCCCACGGCUCUCGAUUUCUCCGCUGCGGACAAUCCUUACGACAAGUGCUGAGUUGGAAAAGACACGCAUGGCAAGCGAUCGGAACAACAACAAUACGCCGUUGGGCAGUAAGGCGCCAUCUAGCGACACGAAACGACUCAACGGUCAGAGUGUGGUUGGGACACUUCGUCCAAAGUCGCUCGAUCGGGGUAACAGCAAUGCCAGUCCGUUGCUUCGACACUCCAAAAGUCCCUCGAAGAGUCCUUCGAUUGGAAGCUUAAGGCCGGGCGGUGGAGGUUCACAAUCAUCACUGCGUGGCAGUACGCCCUCACUGUACACGGACUUCGAGCGGGAGUGUCUGAAGGCUCACAACGAGUACCGGACACGGCACGGUGUGCUUCCGCUGAAGCUGAGCAAACGAUUGUGUCGGUAUGCGGAAGAGUGGGCCAAGGUGAUUGCGGCACGGGGUGUGCUAGUGCACCGAAGCAAUUCGGCGUACGGCGAAAACAUCUUCUGCUCGUGGAGUUCGUCCAAUACGGCUGGCUCGAACGUAUGCGUGUGUGGACGGGAACCGGUGGAGAACUGGUACAGCGAGAUCGAUCAGCACGUAUUUGGCAGGGAGCCAGCCACACUGAAGACGGGCCAUUUCACGCAGGUUGUGUGGAAGGACAGCCGGGAGCUUGGCGUUGGAGUAGCACGGAAUCGCUCCGGACAAGUGUUUGUGGUGGCCAAUUACGAUCCACCGGGCAAUUAUAUUGGCAGUUUCGCCAAGAACGUACCACCCGUGGGUGGUUUCGAGAUACCGAAGAUUAUCGUCGACAAACCAUCCGCGCUUAAGCAAACUUCUGUGGAUGAAUCGACCGGAAAGACGACAAUCUCGUCUCUACGGCGGCCUGGUUCGGAGAAGCCAGAAAAACACGUCCGCAUAGUGGAUGAGAAUGAUCCCGAUCAGUUUGACGAGUUUUCUACGGCAAUGCUGAAACAUCACAACGAGUACCGAAAGCGUCAUGGUGCGCCAGAUUUGGUUCUCCACAAAGAGCUCGUUCGGGAUGCGCAACAGUGGGCCGAAAUUUUGGCCCGCGACGAUCGGUUCACCUACCGACAGAACUCGAAGUAUGGCGAGAAUCUCUAUUGUCUCUGGUCCUCGGAUAGAAACGCACGUCCGAACGCACGGGACGUCUGCCGGUCGUGGUACGAGGAAGUGAAGCAGUACGCUUUCACGGUAGAACCGCGCGCCGCCAUAAAAGGUGGCCAGUUUACUCAGAUGGUGUGGAAGGGCACAAAGGAGCUGGGCGUUGGUAUGGGACAAACGCGCAGUGGCAAGGUGAUUGUUGUCUGUACGUACUAUCCGCGCGGUAACGUGCUGGGACAAUUCCUUGCGAACGUUAGUCGGGCGCGCUAAACAGAACAGGAAGUGGCUUUAACAUAGUGAAACAGUACCUUUCACCAAACAUGCGAUAAUCAGGGGAAGAAGGAGCCUUAAUCCGGAUAGGGAACACACCAUUCACACAUAACAUUGUUGCGUCCGCAAGGU
This is a messenger RNA of Anopheles maculipalpis, 1890 nucleotides long. RefSeq lists its product as uncharacterized. The transcript is spliced from 5 exons. Gene Ontology annotation, cellular component: extracellular region. Bases 58 to 1758 code for a protein of 566 amino acids. Lineage: Eukaryota; Metazoa; Arthropoda; Insecta; Diptera; Culicidae. The record is from RefSeq and is a predicted model, not a curated record.